CGCACAUUGUUUGUAUCAUGUGAUCACCUGUGAAGGCGUGAGACAGAAACUUAACGCCCACUGCUGACGAGCCCAGUCAGGCUUUGCUGUCGCUGCUUGGAAUCUAUCUGUUAUUGGGGUCGGUUAUCAUUAUGCCUAUGACCACUAGCGUCGACUUCCACCAACACAUUUUGGUUUUUGUGCGCAAACUUGGUUGAAGCGCCUUCGCGCUGCAGCAGGACCAGCCAUGGCAGGAAACCGCAACGGCGCAACUGGAUCCGACAAGGAUUUCACUUUUGUCAACUCAUUUGUGAAAUACCUGCUGUUCUUUUUUAAUUUAAUAUUCUGGGUGAUCUCCCUUGUAAUGGUGGCAGUUGGCAUUUACGCCCGUACGGUGAAGCAUGCAGAGGCAACCCUGACAUCUCUGUCCCUGGAUCCCGCCGUUAUGCUGAUAGUGGUGGGAGUCCUGAUCUUCCUCGUCACCUUCUGUGGCUGCGUGGGCUCGCUGCGAGAAAACAUCUGCCUCCUGCAAAUAUUCUGCAUCUCCUUGGUGGUGAUUUUCAUAAUCCAGCUGGCUGCUGGUGUUCUGAGCUUCAUCUUUUCAAAUAAGGCCAGACAGAAAGUAACAGAAGUGAUCAAUGAUGCAAUCGUUCACUACAGAGACGACGCUGAUCUGCAAAACCUUAUCGACUUCGGUCAAGAAGAGUUUGGAUGCUGUGGUGCUGCGACAUACCUUGACUGGUCCAAUAACAUCUACUUUCACUGUAACCAAACCAACCCCAGCAGAGAGCGCUGCUCCGUCCCCUUCUCCUGUUGCAUCCUCUCUAGAAACGAGAGUGUGGUCAACACCAUGUGUGGCCAAGGCAUGCAAGAACGUGAAUUCGCAGAAGCUGGCAAGGAAAUUCACACCAGUGGCUGUAUCGACAUACUGGAUGACUUCAUCCACAGCAACAUGAUCGUACUGGGCGGCAUUGCACUGGGACUGGCAGUACCAGAGCUGGUGGGCAUGAUUUUGUCUCAGCUUCUGAUGAAUCAGAUCAAAAAACAGAUUGAGUUGCAGCAAUACAACCUCAAUCACAGUUCUGACCCGUGGAGCUGAUCCUGGAUCAGAUUAUUGCAAUCACUGGCAACACAUAGAGACUCGGUACAAACAAGCUUGUGUUUGAAGAUGAGACACUUUGCUGCCACCUUCUGGACAGUCAUGGGGCUUGCAUUUAUCACACUGCACUGAUUGUACUUGUUUUUUGUUGUUGUUUUUUUUACUCAUUUGUUUUCAGCGGGAAAUAUAAAGUUCUAUGUUUUAUUCAUUUUUAUUAUAUAUUGUAAAUACCUGAAAAUUGUUUGUGAUUUCAGCAUUUAAGCGUAUUUGUUUUGUUUAUACUUGGAGAUCAUAUUCAGUUGAUUUCUUUAAUGCCUCUGAGAUGUUGUGUUUUCCAUUCUGUUUUUGUUUUUCUUUUACUUACAACAUAUAUCUGUCAUAAUGAAUAUAAAUGUUUCAACUCUACACACCUACUCUUAAGGGAAUAUUGUUCUAUGACUAAUGAAUAAUGCCUACAAAAAAAAAUUAUGAAACAUGCACAUGUAAUUUCAAACACAUUCACAUUAGCAAAUCCCAUUUUUACAUAUUACAUUUCCUUUCACCGUGUUCCAAAAGGAGUAGGGGAAAAUAAAAAUAAAAACCCUUAAAAGCGGAAAUAAAUGUUUCAACAGGGA
Poecilia latipinna (sailfin molly) is the source of this 1692-nucleotide messenger RNA. RefSeq names its product tetraspanin 33a (gene tspan33a). The coding region runs from base 227 to 1078 and encodes 283 amino acids. The transcript has 8 exons. The record is from RefSeq and is a predicted model, not a curated record. NCBI's taxonomy places the organism in Eukaryota, Metazoa, Chordata, Actinopteri, Cyprinodontiformes, Poeciliidae. Gene Ontology annotation, cellular component: plasma membrane.